Messenger RNA from Nerophis lumbriciformis (worm pipefish), 2011 nucleotides. RefSeq names its product ADP-ribosylation factor-like 14 effector protein (gene arl14ep). Lineage: Eukaryota; Metazoa; Chordata; Actinopteri; Syngnathiformes; Syngnathidae. The record is from RefSeq and is a predicted model, not a curated record. Gene Ontology annotation, cellular component: intracellular membrane-bounded organelle.
AACCGGAACUAGUCAACCUAUACCCGCGUCGCUCGUAAGACCGACAACACAAGACGCUGCACACAAACAUCUUUUUUUGCGUGCUUAUUUUCCGAGUAAAACGACACCAUGCCGGUCACCUGUGCGUCGACGGGGUGCAAUAAUAAGUUUGUGAAGGGGUCGGAAAUCAGAUUUUAUAGGUUUCCACUAAGCAAACCUUCCCUUUCCGCCAAAUGGGUCCAGAGCCUGGGGUUGAAAAACUUCAUCCCAACAGCCAACACCUGCCUGUGCUCAGACCAUUUCGCACCCGACUGCUUCAGGGACUACAAUGGCAAACAGUUCCUUAGGGAGGACGCAGUGCCGACCUUGUUCCCUCUUGGGCAGCCCCAAGACUCUUCAAAGAUCGAACUACGGAAACGGGCCUCAGUGACAUUACCCAGGGAAGCAGGUGCCGCAAAUCAAAUGGCAUCACAAUCAGAGCGAGACAAAGGGCGGGAGCCUGCCAUUCAACGCAGGGACAAAAGAAGCUCAAGAGGUGGACGCGGAGGCCGUGGGGGAAAACAGCUGUCUGAUAGGCAGAACAUCGCAGGCAAGAGCAGAGUUUAUGACAGCAAAGGUCGACUGUUGUCCAACGGCAAGGACCUGUGUGACUGUUUGGACGUGGACUGCACGGGCUGCUUCUAUCCCUGCACCGAGUGUAGCUCACGCAAGUGCGGGUUUGAGUGCCGAUGUAACAGGAAGUGGCUUUACGAGCAGGUAGAAGUGGAGGGAGGUGAGAUCAUUCGUAACAAGUAUGCUUUUUAAUAUCAGCCAAAUAAACACAGACUGUAUAUACCGAACACAAUCGAAUACAAUCUAAUAGAAAGCUAGCAAACAUUUCACACCAUGUUGGAAUCCUCAGUUCUUAUCAGGGGCGGGUACCGUUCACAAGUGUCUUCUACCAAGCAUACUUGCUUUGUUAGUAUUGAAAACUGCAACAUUACUUAGAAGAAGUCUGGCUGAGUCCGCUGUGAGUGCUGCUUGAGUGAGUGAUUGUUUACUUGAACCGUAUGUGAUGUCACUUGCAACAAAGGUAUGUAAAUAUGACAUUGUUUGAUUUGACGUAAAUGGAUACCCAGUAGUACCGAUGUAAUUCGGUCGGUGCUUAUGAAAGUACUGAAUUCGUUACCUAUCCCUAGUUCUUUUUGAUUGACACUGUAGGAGAGGUAUUACGGUUGUCAUACUUUAUAGGUUGGAAGAAUCAUGAUAUUACAGUUUUUUGGAUCUCCUUUGAUUACCAGUACAAGUGUGUCUAACGUUGUGGCCAACAAGUGUAUAACAGAAGGAUGGACUACUUUGAUAAGGCUCCAUCAGGACGAUGGCAGCCUAACCUUCAGAUAUUUCAGCUGCAUCUUGUUGGACUAUAAAGGACUGUUUUAAUACAAUAUUAAUGCUCAAAACUCUCGUUCAUGAUAGAAGAUAGGCAGACAUAUUGCAGUAUUUUUUUUAAAUUUAUAUAGGUUUGCAUUCAACAGCUCUUGCUUUACUAAAAACUUUGUGUCUAAAACCAUGUUAAUAAACUUCAUUUCCAAUAUAAUGUUUCUACUGGUGAUAUACAGAACAUUAUUUUAGGAUGUAAUUUAAAACAAGACAGAUUUUGUGUUUGAUUAUGUGUAUACUCACGUUUUAAUAAUGGAAUUCAGAUGAAAGUUUCAUUAAAUUUUCAGGAGAGUAGCAAUUAAAAAUUCAACUCAUCAAAAUGCAUUUAAUUGUACAGUGCAACACAAUCACACCGGCUGCUCCGGUUAUAAGCAUGGAAUACAAAUGUUUAAAGGGGACCUAUUCUACAUGUUUUACUUUUUAAGACUUAUGUGUAUGUUAAAAUAGUUUAUUCUUAGUCUGUAUGAUUUGGAAAUGCUACAUCAAUUAGGUUGGUGUGUAAAAAAAAAUUGGCCUAUCAUCCACAAUCCGUGAGACAAGAUUACGUGUCUUUCCAUUUUCUGUGCGUGCUAAAUAUUGGAAAAACGGCUUGUAAGAGGCAGCUUUCAAUGCA